Messenger RNA from Candidozyma duobushaemuli, 1182 nucleotides. RefSeq lists its product as uncharacterized. Lineage: Eukaryota; Fungi; Ascomycota; Pichiomycetes; Serinales; Metschnikowiaceae. The coding region runs from base 1 to 1182 and encodes 393 amino acids. The record is from RefSeq and is a predicted model, not a curated record. The transcript has a single exon.
AUGAAUUUCCGAGAACUUUGUAAUGACUUUUGUGUCAGUCAGGCUAAGAGUGUGAAGUACCUUGAGAGGGCCGCACAAGAGGUGACUUUACCCAAGGAUUCCCCGACAAACUACCCCAAGCUACCCUAUGAUGUGUCUAUUUAUAUCAAAAAGUUGAGUCUGUUUUUAUUUGAAGUGGCGAAUCGUCAAGAUGAUCCCAGGCUUCAAGUCUGUGAGGUACUCAAUCGAGUGGUACUCAGUAACGAAGAUAUCCACAACGCAGUUCGAAGAAUCUCAGAGGUGAUCAAGGCGCUGGAUCAUGAAAUCACACAGCUUGAACAGGUUUUCGCUAUGGUGAUUGAGAAUUUCGGUCAAGGUAUUUUUGCAUUGGCCAAGGGUGCUGGUCGACCAGGCAAGAGUCAGGAAACUGAAAAUUAUGAGGCCGGUCUAGCCAUGGUGAAAUUUUCUCGGAUGGUGAAUCCGCCAAGGCCAAAAAGUGAAGAGCUCAGGCAAGUCGAUCCCUGGAACGUUCCGUUGAACAGUGCAUGCGAUGUACGGAUAACCACGACCAAGGCGGGAAAGGAAUCGCCAAAAAUUCAACGAAAAGGGUCCAGAAGGGCUGAAGUGAAGCUGGCAAUUGGACGUCUUCAACGACUCAAAGAAGCUCCAAAUCCAGGCAAACCAGCUGUCAACCGCCAAGGCCCUUUGUCAGAUUUGCAACGUCUCGAGACGUCCAUUCUGGAACAGCUCUACGUGGUGGUAAAUUUUUGUGAAGACCAGCUACGGUACGCCCAUUGGUGGCUGGACUUUCUUGGAGGCCACAAGUACGAUUACUGCUACGAACAGUACAUUGAAAAAUGCCGCUGGCAGGCACAAAACUCCGGGCUUUUUAUUCAAAGAUUGACCCGGCUACGUCAGCAGGUGAGCGCUUUGGCUGGAUUUUGCAAUAGUGGGCCAAUUGACAAGGCUGAAGUUGACCAAUUCGUCCGGCUCGUUACGUCCAGUCUAGUUUUAUCCUCGGCUGAAUGGUACGAACAGAUGGCUAUAGGAUUUAGUGGAGCGCUGUGGAGCGAGAUCGAGAGAGAGUACGGAGCUGCCGUGCUAGCCACUGAGCGAUGUUUGUCAAUGGAAGUUGACAGUAACGAUGGCUGUAAGCGAAAGGCUAAUCAGAGUGACGGGGAAGCACCGUGUGAUUUGAAAUAA